This is a messenger RNA of Trichomonas vaginalis G3, 375 nucleotides long. RefSeq lists its product as uncharacterized. The transcript has a single exon. Lineage: Eukaryota; Parabasalia; Trichomonadida; Trichomonadidae. The record is from RefSeq and is a predicted model, not a curated record. The coding region runs from base 1 to 375 and encodes 124 amino acids.
AUGGAAGAACUUGGAAUGCAAGAAAGACUUGACGAGGCAAUUUACCUAAUUGAAAUUAACAACUGCGUAAAAGACUACUUGCGCAAGGUCAUGAAGCCCAAGGUCAAGUUCACCACUAUUUCUGGAAGGGCUGCCUUGAAUCUCGAGACUUCGACUGGAAUUCCAAUUCAAAUACCAGACGGGACAGCCUACGAUGGCAUAAAGCAAGCAAAGAAAGAAGCUCUUCUCAAGUUCUUUGCAAAGCGCCCAUGGAUACAACUUCCAAACAGAGAGAGUCCAAUUCCACGAAUUAUACAAAUUCUCAGAGCACUGUUCCACUUCUCAGGACAACCGUUCUUCAUAACCUGUGAAGGCGACAUCCAACCAGUUCAGUAA